CCGGCCGGCCUGCGCCCCGGGUCGCCGCGCCGCGCCGCGACCUGCAGACCCCGCCGCCGCGCUCGGGCCCGGCUCCCACGCCCCCGCCGCCCCGCGCGCCCAACUCCGCCGGCCGCCCCGCCCCGCCCCGCGCGCUCGCAGACCCCCGGGGCGGCUGCCGGGAGAGAUGCUGGAAGAAACUUCUUAAAUGACCGCGUCCGGCUGGCCGUGGAGCGUUUCUGGGUUGGGGAGAGGAAAGGAAAGUGGAAAAAAACUGAGAACUUCCUGAUCUCUCUCGCUGUGAGACAUGUCUGAGACUCCUGCUCAGUGUAGCAUUAAGCAGGAACGAAUUUCAUAUACACCUCCAGAGAGCCCGGUGCCCAGUUACGCCUCCUCGACUCCGCUUCAUGUUCCAGUGCCCCGAGCGCUCAGAAUGGAGGAAGACUCGAUCCGCCUGCCCGCGCACCUGCGCUUGCAGCCAAUUUACUGGAGCAGGGAUGACGUAGCCCAGUGGCUCAAGUGGGCUGAAAAUGAGUUUUCUUUAAGGCCGAUUGACAGCAACACGUUUGAAAUGAAUGGCAAAGCUCUCCUGCUGCUGACCAAAGAAGACUUUCGCUAUCGAUCUCCUCAUUCAGGCGAUGUCCUCUAUGAACUCCUUCAGCAUAUUCUGAAGCAGAGGAAACCUCGGAUUCUUUUUUCACCAUUCUUCCACCCCGGAAACUCUAUACACACACAGCCGGAAGUCAUACUUCAUCAGAACCACGAAGAAGAUAACUGUGUCCAGAGGACCCCAAGGCCAUCAGUGGAGAGUGUGCACCACAACCCUCCCACCAUUGAACUGUUACACCGUUCUAGAUCACCCAUCACAACAAAUCACCGGCCUUCUCCUGACCCCGAGCAGCGGCCCCUCCGGUCCCCCCUGGACAACAUGAUCCGCCGCCUCUCCCCCGCCGAGAGGGCCCAGGGACCGAGGCUCCACCAGGAAAACAACCACCAGGAGUCCUACCCCCUAUCAGUGUCUCCCAUGGAGAAUAAUCACUGCCCACCAUCCUCUGAGUCCCACCAGAAGCCAUCCAGCCCCCGGCAGGAGAACACACGCGUGAUCCAGCUGAUGCCCAGUCCCAUCAUGCACCCUUUGAUCCUGAACCCCCGGCACUCCGUGGAUUUCAAACAGUCCAGGCUCUCCGAGGACGGGCUGCAUAGAGAAGGGAAACCCAUCAACCUCUCCCAUCGGGAAGACCUGGCAUACAUGAACCACAUCAUGGUCUCCGUCUCCCCGCCCGAGGAGCACGCCAUGCCCAUUGGGAGAAUAGCAGACUGUAGACUGCUUUGGGAUUACGUCUAUCAGUUGCUUUCUGACAGCCGGUACGAAAACUUCAUCCGAUGGGAGGACAAAGAAUCCAAAAUAUUCCGGAUAGUGGAUCCCAAUGGACUGGCUCGACUGUGGGGAAACCAUAAGAACAGAACAAACAUGACCUAUGAGAAAAUGUCCAGAGCCCUGCGCCACUACUACAAACUAAACAUUAUCAGGAAGGAGCCAGGACAAAGGCUUUUGUUCAGGUUUAUGAAAACCCCAGAUGAAAUCAUGAGUGGCCGAACAGACCGUCUGGAGCACCUUGAGUCCCAGGAGCUGGAUGAACAAAUAUACCAGGAAGAUGAAUGCUGAAGGAACCAACCCCCAACCUCCGCGGGCCGGCAGCCGAGGGAAGCCCUGCCCACCAGGAUUGCUGGAGGCGUGAUGGAGCAGGCGGGCUGAGGAGAGUGAAGGAAGAGACCCCGAAAUGGGAGUGACGCUUCUCUUGCGUACCAGGAGGGACCCCAGAGCACCUUAGACAAACCAGCCAGCAAAGGCGGGGCUGGAGUUCUGGCCAAGGGCACGAGCCCGGGACUCGAGUUUCACGUUUCCUACCCACUGGGAAUCUCUCCAUCUGUAAUUCCUCACCCUCACCCUUCCACCUGUUGUUAGUUUCAUGGUGUUUUUGUUUUUGUUUUUUUUAAGAACAUGCAGUUUGACUUUUCAGCAUUCAUACAGGGGAAGACAUCGAGGUUGUUUUCCUAUGGAAAUAUAUAUCUAUUAUAUAUAUAUAUUUUUUGCAAAUCUCACGAAGUGCGGCAAGCCCAGCUGGUCAGGAAAGAAUACUUGCAAAAGGGUUCAGGUUCCUCUUUAUCCUGCCGCGUGGAUCGGGUUUGUUCCUGUUGCUGUUGGGUCUUGGCUGGGGGGGAUAAAAAGAUGCUUUUAAAAAGGAUAAAGUGAAAAAGAGAGCUCUCUUUUUCUCUCUCUCGCUCCUGCUCCUUCCCUGCCUCCCCUGCCCCCUCCCCCCCUGCUGUGGCGCUUCAGAUGCCCUUCAGCAGAGGCCAGCCUCUUGGAGAGUCUUGGGAGUUGUUGGCAAACAGAAUCAGUGGCCUGGGUGCUUUGUGGCCAGCACCACAAAAUCAAACCCACAUCCCGGCAUCUGGCUACCCACUGGAGGAAGGCCAGAAACGUCACAGAUGCUGCUGUCCUCCAGAAAGAUGAGUGCUGGUCCAGCCCCUGACAUGGCUGUGAGAACCACAGGCUUGGUGGUGCCACAGAGCGGAAGAUAAGGAUGGAAGAUAAUGAUGGGGGCUUCCAAAUAGCUUGGAAGACCCCAGCACCUUGGGAUUAGCUUGCAAGUACUCCAAAGUGGAAAUACAAAAAGACCACACAGGCUCGAUGGUCCAGAAACUGGGUGAAAAAUCUUCUAUCAUGGGGAUUUAUUGGUUUUUAAGGCUAGUGAGGAAGGAAGGGUCUUCUACUCCAUCCCAGAGGCCACCUUGUGGUCAGUUUCAUGCCCUCACCUAAUUUUUUUUUUCAGUUUCCAGCCUUUUUUUAAAGUUUCCUGGUCCCCACAGGACACAGGGCAUUUGAGAGAGGAGGAUCCUGGUGUGCAGUCUCAGUUCCUACCGGUGUCAGCCCAGCCUGGGCAGACAGGAAAUUCCUCAGAUACAUAACUUUCCUUCUUUCCUUCUUCCCUAGCUGUGUUUCAGAAUGGACCCAUUCGUGGCUCUUUUUCACCUCAAAAUAAGGUCAAUAGUGUCUUAAAAUGAGGAAAGUGCCACCCCUUAGUACUUUUGAUGAUAGCAAAUAUUUUUGGAGAGCUGUUUUAGAUUUUUUUUCUGGCCAUCUGAAUGGACUCUUUCAAUAUAGCUUCAGAAUCCACUAUUAGGAGUACAGUCUUUUUUAAUCUAAAAGAUGAGACCUGCCUUACAAAGCACGCGCUCCUCGUUUCUCUGUUUCCUGGACUCGGUUGGGUGAGCAUCUCCCGGCUCCCAGGGUACUUGUGUGCGCUGUCAGCAGCAGUUCCCAAGUGAAGCUGCCAGACCCCCGGGCAUCUCCUCAAGCCAUUUCUGAGUGGAGUCAGGUACAUAGGGGUUGGGGGCACACAGAUGGGAGAACUGACAAGGACACCAGCCUGGGAGGAGGGAGGGACAAGUAGGUUGACUUCUGAUUCAAGGACACUGGAAUUGAGGAGCUGAUCAAGGCUGUUCAGUCUUGCCCUGUUCCUGCCUCUUAUCAGACUGCAGAUAGACACAUGGAGGUGGCCAGCCUCUCCCCACUGUCACACCCUCCCCCUACCUACCUUCUGUAAUGUUGGGCUUGCAGUGAGGUCCCUAGAGGGUCCCUCAUGAAGGGUUUGGUCUCAACCUGCUGGAAUGGUAAUGAAAUGCAGCUGGAUCCCAGCACGCCACAGAUGUCUUCAAGAGUGUCCAGCAGCACACACUGGAUGCAUUUUCCAGCCUCUAAGGUGACUGAUGUUGUAUCUCACAUGGAGAGAUUAAGCCAAAUUCCUGGUGUGUUGUGAAAGCCAUUGAGUUCAAGAGCUGGAGAGAAAGGGUGGAUUUUCACUGAAGACCUUUGUGUGAGCCUGAAAUCAGAGAACAGGGCAUGAUGUUGCUCUUUUCUGAGAUUAGGACAUCUCCUUCUGUUCACUGACCCAGGUGUAAGGACUCAGGUUCUUACUGUUCAAAGAAUCUUACAGUUGAAUUGUGGAGGGAAAUUCCCUUUUGCCCCAAGUAUUUCUGUAUUUAAAGUAGUAUCCUAUAAGAAUAUGUAAGGCUAAGGAUCACACCUUCAGCCACUUGAAGAAAAAAUAGAAUGUGCUAAUUCCAAUGGAGUCUUUAUUUCCCAUCCGAUAUUACCAAUAAUGAUUUUCUGUUGAUUCCCUUAAUGGCAAAAGUCCUCCUCGUUUGUUCUUUGAGAGAAUACCUGGGCAGUGCUGACACCAGGGAUACAGUAUUUAGACACCACAUACCCCAAAGAUUUCAGAUUCAAUUUAGCAAAGCAUGAUGAAGCACGUGCCCGACACUGAGGGAUUCAAAGAUGAAUCAGGUGCAAAUCCCUGCCCUCUGUGAGUUUCUGUUCUACUGCAGAAUCUAGCAUGACAUUCCUCACUGCAACACUAAGUACUGGGGGUGAUGAAAAUGUCACCUGGAACCAAAUUAAAAGCACAUCUGUGACACCAAUAGUUGGCCUUCCCCUGCUGCUGUCAUGGGAAUUGUUGGCUUGCAAGAUCAGAAAUCAGGGGAGGAAAAGGCAGAAGAGCACUCAGGAGGAGAGCAUCCUCGAGCUGUGUCCUGGGCAGACGGGCUCACCUGUAUCUUGAAAUUCUCUAGCCUCUUCUCCCUGCCAGGUGGCCUCCUCUCCACCAGAAGAAAGCAGCGGUCAUUGGACUGGCUGUAGGGAAGCAAUGUUAUCUCUAAGAUCUUUUUGUCCCAAGGCAAGGUGGUCUUGCCUAAGGCAGCAGCUCCAAAGUUCCAGAUCCUUUUAGGGGGUCCCCACAGGAAAAGAGGAAUAACAGACUGACGGAGUUUCUCCUUUCAACAGUAUGUUUGGAACCCUCUGACCCAUUGUCUUUUUACACUGAGAGCUUGUCCAAAUCAGAAUGUAGAUUUAGCUGAAACUUAAACAGCUAUGACAGGAUUUACCUAAAUGACUAAGUAACCACCAUCCCCAUCUUUCACUGCCUGGGACCCAACUCGGAAUACAUUUUUGAAACAUUAACUCCCUUUUGCUGAAGGGAAACCUGCGUAUCAGAGGGGUUGCCCUAGGAGCAGACAGCACGCCAGGGACAGAAUUAGGACUGGGAUUCAGCCCGGCCAUACCCCCAUUUGACCCAUUCCCAGCCAGGAAGCUGAAGAUAAAAGAUUUGGGAAAAUACACAAAGAACAAGGGCAGUUUUCUUUGCCCAAGCCUUCGGUGCUAGUUAGCUCUCACCCACUCAGCCUGCUCCUCUUCUCAGCAGAAACCUGGAAUGAAGGGGGUGACACAAGGAAGCCCAUGGGAGGGAGGAGGCAAUAAUCCCUGCCUGUCUAAAAACCACAGGAGACUAACCUGACACUCU
Diceros bicornis minor is the source of this 5339-nucleotide messenger RNA. RefSeq names its product ETS variant transcription factor 6 (gene ETV6). The coding region runs from base 287 to 1645 and encodes 452 amino acids. Gene Ontology annotation, molecular function: sequence-specific DNA binding; DNA-binding transcription factor activity, RNA polymerase II-specific. Gene Ontology annotation, biological process: regulation of transcription by RNA polymerase II; cell differentiation. Lineage: Eukaryota; Metazoa; Chordata; Mammalia; Perissodactyla; Rhinocerotidae. Gene Ontology annotation, cellular component: nucleus. The transcript is spliced from 8 exons. The record is from RefSeq and is a predicted model, not a curated record.